AUGCUAGAGCGAAUCAACUAUCAAGAAUCUGAUGAAAAUAUAGAGGAAAUAAAGGAAAAAGCUGGAGUGAAUCAAUUAGGAGAAACAGAUGAAAAUCCAAAUGGAGGAAUUGAUGAAAAUGAAGAAGAAGUUGGGAAAAAGGAGCUUGAUGGACAUAAUGGAAAUAAAGAAUCUAACGAAAAUAUGGAAGAAACAGAGGAACAAGAAGCUUCUGAAGGGAAUCAACUAGGACAAACAGAUGAAAAUCCAAACGGAGAAAUUGUUGAAUACGAAGAAGAGAAUUGCAAAAACGAGGAAGAAGAAGAAAAAGAAAGAAGAAGACGAGCUAUUAAACAAGGAAAACAACUAGUGUAUAAAGGAGGACCAUUCGAGGAUUAUGAAGAAAAAAAUGAAGGAAAAGAAUUUGAUUUUGAUAAGUGGAGCUGGUAA
Solanum verrucosum is the source of this 429-nucleotide messenger RNA. RefSeq lists its product as uncharacterized. Bases 1 to 429 code for a protein of 142 amino acids. The transcript has 2 exons. Lineage: Eukaryota; Viridiplantae; Streptophyta; Magnoliopsida; Solanales; Solanaceae. The record is from RefSeq and is a predicted model, not a curated record.